GACCCUGUCUUCUGCUGGCCACCUCUGAAUCCUCAGACACAUGGACCCCAGACCGGCGUCUGUGAACCUGGCUGUCCUCCACACCCUUCAGGAGGAGCAGGCCAGGCUGAACAUGAGACUGGAGGAGCUGAAAAGGAAGUGCAAGGACUUCCCCAAGGACAAGGGCCCGUUCCCAAUGCCUGAAAUCCCCCUGGUAUUCCGAGGACACACUCAGCAGGACAAGAAGGUCUCCAAGUCUUUGAUUUCCAACCUGCAGAUCUGCUGCCCUCUGCCUGGAGGCUCUGCCCUGGUCACUUUCGAUGAUCCCAAAGUGGCUGAGCAGGUGCUGCGACAGAAGAUGCAUAAGAUUGACAUGGAAGAGUGUCACCUGAAGGUGCAGGUCCAGCCCGUGGAGCUUCCCAUGGUAACCUCCAUCCAGGUGUGUAACCAGAAGAGCAGCUGCAUGGUACUGGUCAGUGGGUUUCCAGCGGGGCUUAGGCUAAGGGAGGAGGAGCUGCUGGACAAGCUGGAGAUCUUCUUUGGCAAGGCCAGGAACGGGGGCGGGGACGUGGAAACGCGCGAGCUGCUGCAAGGGAGCGCCAUGCUAGGAUUCAUGAAAGAGGAAGUGGCCCAGCGCCUCUGCCAGAUCGGCCAGUUCAGAGUGCCCCUGGGCGGGAAGGAGGUCCGGCUAACGGUCUCUCCCUACAUGAGCGGGAAGAUCCAGGACAUUAAGGUCACCUCCCAGCAAGUUCCUCGCUCGGUGCUCGUGCUCAACAUUCCUGACGUCCUGGACGGGCCAGAGAUGCAUGACCUCCUGGAAAUCCACUUUCAGAAGCCCACUCGUGGGGGUGGGGAGGUGGAGGCUCUGGCCGUGGUGCCCGCGGGACAGCGGGGCCUGGCGGUCUUCACCCUAGAGUCCAGCUAGGGGAGCUCUUCUCAGGACCCCGAACUCCAGCCCUUGGCUGAGGUUCCCAGGCCGCAAGCUUCAUGUUGGCCAGCAGGGGGCAGCCAUUGCAAUGGACCGAAGGCUGCAGAACAGUAAAAUGUGCCUACACAGC
This is a messenger RNA of Ochotona princeps (American pika), 1037 nucleotides long. RefSeq names its product interferon induced protein 35 (gene IFI35). Lineage: Eukaryota; Metazoa; Chordata; Mammalia; Lagomorpha; Ochotonidae. Gene Ontology annotation, cellular component: nucleus. The coding region runs from base 41 to 904 and encodes 287 amino acids. The transcript has 7 exons. The record is from RefSeq and is a predicted model, not a curated record.